AUACUUAAUAGACUCGUCUCAACACUGCUUUAUCAUAGGUGCGACCUUACAUUAAUAAAAACGAAUUAAAUUCAACUAAGUCGAAAACGAAGGAAAUUUUAGAGCCAACUAUUUAACGCCAUCGCAAACAUAGCCAGUCCUUGGUAUGAAGUUAAAGCAACAGUAGUUUGUUCGCUGUACUAUCGUGCUAUCUUAUUAUUAGUGUAUUAUAAACACCAUUCAAUAUUUAAAAGUCAAAAAUGUCUAAUUCGUUUGUUCUCGACGACAAAAAUCUGAUAACGUUGAUCACGGAACCGAAGCCAAUACUUUAUUCGUAUUGGCGCAGCUCCUGCUCGUGGCGGGUGCGCAUCGCUCUCAAUUUGAAGGAGAUACCAUAUGAUAUCAAACCCAUCAGCUUAAUCAAGUCGGGAGGUGAACAGCAUUGCAAUGAAUAUCGUGAGGUGAAUCCGAUGGAGCAGGUGCCGGCACUGCAGAUAGACGGUCACACACUCAUAGAGUCGGUAGCUAUUAUGCACUACUUGGAAGAGACGCGACCCCAACGCCCAUUGUUGCCACAGGAUGUUCACAAACGUGCAAAAGUGCGUGAAAUUGUCGAAAUCAUCUGUUCAGGUAUACAACCAUUGCAAAAUCUAAUUGUGCUCAUCCAUGUCGGUGAGGAGAAAAAAAAGGAAUGGGCACAACAUUGGAUCACACGCGGUUUCCGCGCUGUCGAAAAGGCAUUAUCCACCUCGGCUGGCAAGUACUGCGUGGGCGAUGAAAUUUCCAUGGCUGAUUGUUGCCUGGUGCCACAGGUCUUCAAUGCAAGAAGAUUCCAUGUCGAUCUACGCCCAUACCCUAUUAUUUUGCGUAUCGAUCGUGAACUGGAAGCUAAUCCCGCUUUUCGCGCCGCCCAUCCCUCCAACCAACCCGACUGUCCACCGGAAUUGCCAAACAAAUAGAAUUUUCCGUCAACAACUGCAAAGCGCCGCAAAACUAAAAAGUGAUCGCGAAUAGCACAACAACAACAAUAGCAGCAAUAAAGUAUAAACACAAACGCAACACGAGGGCGAAUUUAAAGGAUUUAAUGCAAAUGUGGCCGUUUCAAGCAGUUGAACCAAACUGAAAAAUUCAAAAUAAAAAAAAAAAUUGCUCGAUGGUGGGAAAUUUGGUAGAGAAAGUAAAAGGAAAAUAAAGCAAAACAAAUGAAAGAAAAUGUUAAAUAAGGCAUUGUAAAACUAUGGCAACUUAGAAUUGAAACAAAUUGGAUAAAGAUUUAAAAAGAUUAGUAGCAAGAGCCCUUAAAGUGGUCAACGCUCUUCUCUUUGAAAACAAAAAAUAAAUCUUAAAAAUGUGAAAGUAAAACUGAAAGAAAUUAAUUGUGAAAGCUGAUUAAUCAUUUAGAAAGUGAAAAAGCAUUAAAAAAAUUAAAAUAUUUGGCAACCAUUGUGAAAACUAUCUAAAAGAUAUUAGAUUACACAUACACAUACACAUACAUACACAAAUAUACUACCUUUAAGCGCCAAUCAUUACUUUUAAUAAAGUAUUCUUAAAAAAAAAACGAGAGUUACAAAGGGUUGAACGGUAAAUAUUUGAAAUUUCGAAAAGGAAAUAAAAUAAAAUUUAAGAAAUGGAAAACUACGAAAAGCAAAAUUAUAUUCAGGGAUUUUUAAGUAAGCAUCCAUAUUUACCUACUAUUAAAGCAAGUGAGAGAGGGAAUAGUAGAUAUUGAGACACACAUACACACAUACUCACACCUCACAUAAACAAGCCACUAACCAUUAAAUUGAUAAAAAUAAGUCCACAAAAAUCGUAACGAAAUACAAAACACAAAUAAAAGAGUACAAAAUGCAGUAAACUAA
Anastrepha ludens (Mexican fruit fly) is the source of this 1838-nucleotide messenger RNA. RefSeq names its product probable maleylacetoacetate isomerase 2. The transcript is spliced from 3 exons. Gene Ontology annotation, biological process: glutathione metabolic process; L-phenylalanine catabolic process. Gene Ontology annotation, molecular function: maleylacetoacetate isomerase activity; glutathione transferase activity. Gene Ontology annotation, cellular component: cytoplasm; mitochondrion. Lineage: Eukaryota; Metazoa; Arthropoda; Insecta; Diptera; Tephritidae. The record is from RefSeq and is a predicted model, not a curated record. Bases 240 to 938 code for a protein of 232 amino acids.